This is a messenger RNA of Neodiprion virginianus, 1102 nucleotides long. RefSeq lists its product as uncharacterized. NCBI's taxonomy places the organism in Eukaryota, Metazoa, Arthropoda, Insecta, Hymenoptera, Diprionidae. The coding region runs from base 33 to 413 and encodes 126 amino acids. The transcript is spliced from 3 exons. The record is from RefSeq and is a predicted model, not a curated record.
UCCAGUAAAUCGUACAAGAAAAACUCUCCACCAUGCAGCUCGCUAUUGUCCUGUUCGCCGUUGUUGUGGCCGUCAGCGCACACCCAGGUUUGAUCGACCCGUGGGCGGCACCACAGGUGGUCGCUGCUCCCGAGCAUCACUACGUCGGGGUUUCUCACGGGCAUGCUCCGGUCGCUGUUCAUCCCCAGUACGUCAAGGUCGCCCAACCAGCCCCGAUACCGGCCCUGCACCCGCAGCCUCUGAACAUCAAAGUGCCCCACACGCAGUCGGUCAGGCUGCCCGUUGGUCACGUCCACAUAAGUCAUCCCCAUCUGAUCGGCGUCGAGGUUUCGCAUCCGGAACCCGAGCCAGUCAUCGCCAAGCAUGCUGUCGUCCACAAGACGGUUCAUGCCGCACCAGCCCAUCCCUGGUAAAUUAGGGAUUAAUUAAACCACCGUCUAAUAAACGAGUCCCCGGCUUUUCACUAACGUUAGACAAAUCAACGCCCUAUGUACGUAAUAAUCACCUGGAAGUAUGUUGAUUUUUUGUAUUUUAUUUUACUUAUCAAUGCGACCAGAGUAUUUGGGAAGAAUUAAAUAAAUUUUAUCAGCGAAAAACUUUGCAACAGCUACUGCAGUUGUAUUUUGUAUCGCAUCGAUAAUGUUAUAAUUAGUUUGGAAAAAUAUUCGCUGGUUUAGUUUUAUUCGAGAAGAGGUAAAGAGAAAGGAAGUCAUCUUCGCGAAAAUUUUGCACUUGAUGCAGAUGGUUGGAUUAUUAUUAUAAACAUUAUUACUAUUAAUAUAAUUAUAAUUACUCUUUUUUUUUCUGUCGCGAAAAUUAUUGAUUGUGUUACAGCUACGAUUACGUCAUGGAAAAAAAAAAGAAUAAAAAUUUCAUAAGCGUAAACUUGGAAGAACUCAAUCUCCGUUUCCUAGGAAUUAUGAUAUAUAGUAUAAGAGCGUUAAUUAAUGUCGCGCGAAUCGUGUGAAUAAUCCAGGGACUGCAGACCAGGCACUCAAACUAAAAAAAUCUAUAUUUCUUAAAAAAAAAUUUAUAUACACAUAAAAAAAAUUACACGGUAAAAAAGAAAAAAAAAAAAACAACUUUCUAUAAAAUACUCCAA